ACCAUGCAGUCACUGCAGACCUGUACCGUCCUGCUGGUUCUGAGUGUUCUGAUUGGCCUGUCCUGGUCUCUGAACCCAAGGGAUCCCAACGUGUGUAGCCUAUGGGAGAGGUAAGUCAGUGUAGCUCAUGUCAUUUCAUUGUACCAGAAUAGAAGAGAGCACAUUUUUUGUUUAUACUGUUUAGUGUGUGAGAAAGAAGUAGAAGUAUAACUAACUUGUUGUUCGUUGUUGCACUUAUCAUUGAAUAUGUAGCACUUGGCUCAAAAUAUGAACUUCAGGUUGUCUCAACUCUAGACCAUGAUGGGUCCUGUUAGAAAUUGCAUAAUUCAAAUCUGGUAUUGGAAUAAGAGAAAACAUAAUCAAGAGAUAUUCAAUCCAAGCUAAAUUUAUUAUAUGCAAAAUGUAUGUAUGAUAAGUAUGUUGGUUCGUAUACGGGCUCACUGAAAUACCACGCAGGGCAGACAGAGAACUAAUCCAUUGUUACAGGUUCUUCUUCAAAUACUCUGACAGAGAUAUUUCCCACUCCCUGCUGGCCAAUCAGAGUAGAGACUGAGCGUGGUUUAGACUUACUCAGCCAAUCCGUUGGCGCACAGGCUAGUCCCAGCCUCUUGGCUCUCCACUUGUUGCACACUGUUGCCAGGCAUACGUUUUUAUCAUAACAACCUGUGGAGUCAGCACCCAAAAGACACCAUUCCACUGUACUACGUUCAAGGACGGUUCACAGACAACAAAGAGGCAGUGUUCGUAUCUGUGAGAAAUACAAGUCUUAUCUAUAAGAAAUACAAGUUUUAUCUCAUCCUAGCCCCUAACGUUCCUCACAUGAAUCACAGCCUGUUAUGUGAAACAAUUCAUAUCAGUACAGUAUAAACCUUUUAUGCUUUAAUCAUUAAUGCAUUCUUUGUAAGUUAGUCAUCCCAUCCAGUUAUGAGAAAAUAGAACCCCACAGUCCGUUCUGUCAAUGUAUUGCAUUUGCCUAUUAUUAUGUCUUGAGUACAUUUUGUCCUUUCAUGCAGCUUCACAACCUCAGUGAAGGAGUCGUACGCCCACCCUUAUGACCAGGUGACAGAGGAACCUUGCUCUGAGCCACGCACCUCCUACAGAUGCACCCGUCACAGGUAACACAGUCUGCCGACUCACUUCCUGUCUACUUCCUGGUUCUGUCCAUAAGGUCAGGGGGUAACAGGAAGGAUUCUCUAUUUGACUUUGUGUUGGCCAGGAUCACCUAUAAGACAGCAUACAGACAGGCGGUGAAGAUGGACUACCGCCGGAGGUACCAGUGUUGCCCUGGCUACUACGAGAGCAGAGACAAAUGUGUCCGUAAGUUUAACGCCAUAGCUUUUCUUUAUUACCAUAUCAAAGCUAACUUAGAAGAUUCAUCAGUAGCAUUUCAAUUAAUUAAAUAUAGACAUAUUUUGCCAUUGAUUUCUAGAAUUCAUCCUAUUUUGUGCUUGGUUGCUGAGUUGGUUACAUUCUGGAGAGUAGACAUGCAUGACCUUCGAGUCUACUAAAGAGUGUGUUUGUGUGUGUUUUUCAUCACUAGCCCGCUGUACUAAGGAGUGUGUCCAUGGGAGAUGUGUUGCUCCAGACCGCUGCCAGUGUGAGGGAGGCUGGCGUGACGACGACUGCUCCAGUGGUGCGUUACAUCAACACACACACACACACACACUGCAGGAUAUGACAGGUGACCAUUACUCAAAAACUGAUCCUCACACACAACACUCAGUCACACAUAGGGCUUUCCAAUGGAAACAGCAAGGGACCAUUACCAAAUAAACAGUGAUGCGUCAUUGAAGUAAGCCACAGCCCAGAAAACAGUUUAUUAGACCAGGAGGACACUAUGUCCCACUCCCUCCCCUUCCUGCCACUUGCCAUUUUGUACUACAUCAAGUAUGUAACAGUGUAUAGUGCGUAUACUGCAUGCUUAGACCCAGGACCCGGGAUGUAAAUCAAUAUUUUCCGUAUUCUGCAAGUAUACACUUUUGGAAUCAAAUGCAAAAAAAAUUAUAGUUUGCAUAUUAAUUAAAAUAGCUUUAUCUUAGCACAUUAUUAAUGUUUUACAUUUUAUUUAUCCCAGAAACAUUUUAUUAACCCAGAAACUCCCAGUUAAUCAAUGCCAGUGUUCUUCUGAACUCAACCAGGUCACUAGUACAGUGCUGAAUAGAGGGCUUAACUUAAGCUGGUGGUGUAUGAUGCCUUCAGAGGGGAUGAUGGGAAGGGGAAAUGGAAAAUGUUACCCCUCUCCCUAUUUUUCCUCACUCUCCUUCUCUCUCUGGGUAAACGAGUGCUGGCCUUGGCACCAUACUGCUGAGGCCUAUAAUAAAGCUCACUGGCAGAAUAAGAGCUGACACUUAGAUGCCUGUGUGUUGAGCUAGCUGUGGGAAAUGAGAGAGAGGAUGAGGUUUAGCACUGAGAGCUGAGAGAAAGACAAGAGGAAGAGGGAGAGCGCUAGAGACAGAGAGAGAGAGAGAAGUGGACAGAGACAACGAGAGAGGAAGAUAGAGAUAAUUAAAUAAAUGUAGUUUAAUAAGAGGUCGUUGGGGAAGAGAGAUUGUGAUGGAAUAGUUUAUGUUGGGUGAGGUUGGGGGGUUUAGAUACAGAAAAGAUGACUGGUUGAGUUUUGAUGCUUAAGAACAGAGUGAUAUACUCUAGAAGGGUGUGGGGGAAAGAAGGGUGUGGGGGAAAGAAGGAUGUGGUUCAGUUAGAUAUGUGGGAGAUAAUGCUGUUGUUGGAUGCAGACGAGACCUCCACCACCACUCGGACAAUACACUUGGGGAAAGAGAGGAAUUUUCCCACCAUAUCUUAAUGCAUUCCAUUUACAGUAACAAUGGAGACUUGCCAUUUUAAAGAGCGCAUCAAUCGAAAAAAUGUCACUUUAGAACCUUGAUCAGAUAUAAACAACACAUGGACCAUUUCUGUGAGAACAGGUCUGGGUUCUGUUAUAAGUUGGGUAAGUGCAGAGGCUUGGGCACAGCCAGCUGGUCCUAGCACAGCUAUUCAAAGCCUAGGUGUCCAAUCCAUCACGUUUCACUCACCCACACUCAUGGCUGGCCUUGUCAGGCCUGGACUAUGAUAGCAGAUAGUAGAAGGACUAGUAAACUGCAGGUCCUUUACUAAAUCUCCAUUGCCGUCCUGGAGAACGCCUGUGUAAACAUUAUUGCUGCUCCAGCUGAGCUUCCCAUAACUCAAUGUGACACACACUCGAACUGCAACCUCUCAGCGUCUCUCGCCCACACGGAAUGAGUAAAUGUUUGAUUCAUUUAAACAAAGAAAAUAGAAAAGGGUCCUGUUCUGAGUUAGAGUAAUAAACAUGUCUCUGCUAUGUGGUAGUUUUAGCUCUAAACCCUAAUUUGGCCAUACUGUACCCUCCAUUUAAUUGUCAAAGAAGUCCUGCUUGAAACUGUGACACAGUACAUACUGUAUGUUACUGAAGGAAAGAGAGGUGGGUGGAAGAUCUCAUUAUAAACUACGUAGAAAGGGUACAGUUCCUGUAGAAAAUGUGUGUGCUUGCUUCAGCUGUCUAAAAGUAUUUUUUAUCAUAGUGGAAGUAGUAGUAGUUUUUACUGCAGUAGUAGUUGUGACUGAAGCAAGCACACUAGAAUCCAUAUAGAACAGUACGAUUUGUUUGUGAUCAUUCACACUGUAUGUCAUUCCCCACAAACCUCAAUGAGACAAUGAAGUAUCAAUCCAUCAUUGAAUGGUUGUCAUCAUGAUUGUGGGGCGGCAGGUAGCUUAGUGGUUAAGAGCGUUGUGCCAGUACCCGAAAGGUCGCUGGUUCUAAUCCCUGAGCCGACUAGGUGAAAAACCUGUCGAUGUGCCCUUGAGCAAGGCACUUAACCCUAAUUGCUCCUGUAAGUCGCUCUGGAUAAGAGCGUCUGCUAAAAUGUAAAUGUAAUGAUAGUUAGUGAGAUCAUCACUUGUGUGCAAAGCUUCAGUUACAUCACCCAUAUUGGAUAUCUUUUUUUCCCUUGAAUGGGGUUUGCGCCCCAGUCAGUCCACGUUAUUGAUGAGACAUUGGAGGAGUCAGUGUGUGUCCAUGUGGGAUCCUGGUUUUCAUGGAAUCAGGAAUGAUCCCCCUGACGCUCUUUAACUCUGAUUGAAAUCCAAACCUUGUGCGAUUCACCGGUUGGCGAUAACCACCAGAGCCAUCCCGAAAGGCCACUGUAAAAUUCCCAAUUUGAACCUCAUCCAUCUUGUUGGCUCCAUGCAAAUCGCCCUGUCAAUCGUGAAUCACAAGUCGGUAACAUGAGAUUCAUGAGCUAGUAGGGCUAGAGUUGGACAUUGACUAUGUCUCUGUUUGUUGGAAAUUCAUGACUAUACAUGGAUAGAUAUAUUGUCCCUGGGGGAGUGAUCUUUACCAUUGUCUUCUACUCUGGUUCCUGUGCUGUUGUUUUUGGGUUGAAACAUGACAGUCCCAGUGGUCCAAAUGGAAUAGAAUAUAAUUGGAUUUGUUUUUGUUCAUGUGCAUUGCAAUGAAAUCACAUACAGUAUACAGUGUAUCACCAUGCAACUACAUCAGGUUAGGUUAAUAUAAGGAAAACCUCCUUCAGAGAUAUCAGAUGGAAAACAAUGUACACUGGUCCACUAGUCCACUGGUUUAUCCAUACAUGUAUAUGAUUACAUAUAUUUUGUUGCAUGGGGUUUAUUUUUUGAUGUGUCUGUUAUCAUCUGUGUCUGUGUGUGUCUUCCAGCCUGCGAUGACAAACACUGGGGUCCAGGUUGUGGUCAGCUGUGUAAGUGUGAGAACGGUGGCCUGUGCAAUCCUGUGACCGGUACCUGCCAGUGUCCUCCAGGCUACAUUGGGCGCCGCUGUGAGGACCCCUGCCCACCAGGCACCUUUGGCAAGGGCUGUCUUCAGAAGUGCCAGUGUGGAACUGGGGGUUCCUGUGAUAAAGUGACCGGAGAGUGCCUGUGUCGAGAAAGUUUCACUGGGACAUUGUGAGUAGUAGAAGUAACACUCUCUCAAAUAGGCCUACAGCUAUAUGUAUAAAUAUAAAGUAAAUUGUAUGUUAAGGUUGGAAAGACAAAAUGCGGGGGCAGUAGACUAAUUGUUAUACCAUAUCCUAUGGCCUUAUUCCAUCCUUCCAAUGCAGGAAAAGAGCCCCUCUUGAAACACUAGGUUAGAGCAUGAGUCAUUAGUUACAGCCUGUGUUUUAGAUGCCCUUGAGGAUGAGUAGAGAACUACUAGCUAUUAGUGGAAACUCUUUAUAUGAGGCAGCUGCCAAUGUCAGAAAACCGCACAGCACUCUAACAGUCCAAGGACCACCCACCAAAAAUGUGUUGUUCCGUGACCCAGGAAGCAAAACUGCAAAAUGUCAACAACUAAGUAGAUAAACUUAUGAAUAUGAACACUGUGUGGUUCAAAACUUGUAAAAGUUGCACUUUAAUUUAUUAUUUUUUAUCAAAGAAAUCAUAGCGCAUCUUGGGUAAUAUCCCUAGCAACGUUCCGACAUUGGUAUGUUUCGCCUUGGUUACUUUUGUUGCACGCUGGCGCACAAAACACAUAACUUUUGUGCGUUCGGUGUUUGUCCGUGCAUAAGCCCAAGCAACACAUAUUGCCGGUCCUUCACUGAUCCAGAUGAACCUGUAUAAGGCAUUUUGGCAGCUGUAUUUAGCUUACAAGGGCCAUCAUUGCGUUUGCCUGCUAGCCAUACUAAAGACAGCACAGCGUUUUCUAGCUAACACAGCUCUCAAAACAUUCAAGGUCCCGACAGCUACAUAAUGCGCUGUUCUGGCAUCUGAGAAAAAAAUCAAUUUAGCACCUUUCAACAGCUUCCUACCUCAUAUUAUUCCGUGAUUUUUCCGGUCCGGUACAUAAGUUGCUUCUGCAAGCAUGGACAACGGAACUUGUGUAACAAGGUUAACAUGGCAACCUCAUUAUGUUGCUAGAGGAAAUUACCCAAAAUGCGCGAUGAUUUUGAAAUUGUACCUUUUGAUUUAUAAUAUUUAAGCAAUAUGCAACUUUUACAAGUUUUGAACCACACAGUGUUCAUACUCAUACAAUUAUCUACGUAAUGAUGUUGAAACUUUGUUGAAGUUUUGUUUCCUGGGUCACAGAAUGCCUUUUCUGAAGCCUUUUUUUGGUGGGUGGCACUUUGACUAUAAGAAAUAGUAGAAGUGUAUGGCAAUGUACCACUACUGAUCAAUUCUACCGUGUACAGUUGAGUAUUUGUUGCAAGUGCAGUCAUUUUAUUUGUCCUUAAACAACUUUCUCUGUAUGUUUAUGCACUGUGUCGCAAAGAGAUUCCACUAAAUUGAAAAAGAUAGGAACACCUUAACUUGUACCCUAAAUUAAAAUCUCUACACAACCUGAGUUGACCUGCCACUCAGAGUUAUUUCCUCCAUGUUCCUCAGCUGUGAGAAGGCAUGCCCAAGGAGUCGAUGCCCGCUGCGAUGCCCAUGCCAGAACGGGGGCAUCUGCCAGGGGAAGGGGAUCUGUGCGUGCCCCCCUGGGUGGACGGUACGUUUCCUGAUCCCUACACUGACUCAAACACAGCAUCAGUGGGUCAACAUGGAAAUCUUUGUCUUUUGAGGUUAUCAAUCUGAUCCCUGUUUUAAUGUCAUCGUACUAUGUUCACUCUCUCUAUUUCUCUUUCUCUCCUCUCUCUCUAUCUCUCCCUCUCUCUCAGGGUGAGGUGUGUACAGAGCGCUGUGCAGAGGGCAGGUAUGGUCCUAACUGUGCCCAGGAGUGUGUUUGUCACAACAGGGGCCACUGCGACCCUGAGACAGGCCAGUGCCAGUGUGCUGAAGGCUUCACUGGAAACAGGUGUGUGUGUUUAUCUAACUCACUGCAGUAGAGACAUAUAUCUGCAAUAUACUCAACCUGCACCCAUGGUUGGGUCUAAGUUGUUUAUAUCAUACAGUUCAUGUAUCUUUCCUUCAUAAUAUUAAAUAAGAUACAUAUAGAAUAGUUUCUGAUACAGUUCAAGCCAGAGAUAUGUUAUUCCACUUUGGUUUCGGAGCAUGUCCUGAUUUGUGUGUAUGUGUUGUAUCUCCACAGGUGCAGUGAGGAGUGUCAGGUGGGUAGUUACGGGCGGGACUGUAAGGGUUUGUGUGACUGUGCCAACGGGGCUCGCUGCUAUAACAUAGAUGGAGGCUGUCUGUGUGAGUCUGGCUUCAAAGGACCCCAGUGCAGAGAGAGGAUGUGUACGCACGGCACCUAUGGCCUUCACUGUGAACGCACCUGCCUCUGCCACGAUACACACACACUCAGGUAUGGAUCAACAAAGGGUACACACACACACUGCCACACAUAACAACUCACACACAUACACACACACAAACCCAUAAUAGUUUUUAAAUGAUUUUGUUGUUUAUAAUUCUUAGAUUAGUUUAAUUCCGUAUUAAUUGUGCUCACCCAUGUGACCAUAUUUUCCUCUGUACAUUGGCCAGCUGUCACCCACUGAAAGGCGAGUGCACGUGCCAGCCAGGCUGGGCGGGGCUUUACUGCAACGAGACCUGCUCCCGUGGUUACUACGGCCAUGGUUGCCUGGAGCCCUGCCUGUGUGUCAACGGAGGGGUGUGUGACAGUGUGAGCGGGCGCUGCCACUGUACCCCUGGGUACACGGUGAGUGAUUAGGACGGGCAGAACUAAAUGGGGCACAGGAUGGCACUGACAAUAACUAAAGUAUAAUUUAUUUGGGUUAUUUACUUAAGAUAAUAUACAGUGGGGAAAAAAAGUAUUUAGUCAGCCACCAAUUGUGCAAGUUCUCCCACUUAAAAAGAUGAGAGAGGCCUGUAAUUUUCAUCAUAGGUACACGUCAACUAUGACAGACAAAUUGAGAUUUUUUUUCUCCAGAAAAUCACAUUGUAGGAUUUUUAAUGAAUUUAUUUGCAAAUAAUGGUGAAAAUAAGUAUUUGGUCACCUACAAACAAGCAAGAUUUCUGGCUCUCACAGACCUGUAACUUCUUCUUUAAGAGGCUCCUCUGUCCUCCACUUGUUACCUGUAUUAAUGGCACCUGUUUGAACUUGUUAUCAGUAUAAAAGACACCUGUCCACAACCUCAAACAGUCACACUCCAAACUCCACUAUGGCCAAGACCAAAGAGCUGUCAAAGGACACCAGAAACAAAAUUGUAGACCUGCACCAGGCUGGAAAGACUGAAUCUGCAAUAGGUAAGCAGCUUGGUUUGAAGAAAUCAACUGUGGGAGCAAUUAUUAGGAAAUGGAAGACAUACAAGACCACUGAUAAUCUCCCUCGAUCUGGGGCUCCACGCAAGAUCUCACCCCGUGGGGUCAAAAUGAUCACAAGAACGGUGAGCAAAAAUCCCAGAAUGGGACCAAAGUAACAAAGCCUACCAUCAGUAACACACUACGCCGCCAGGGACUCAAAUCCUGCAGUGCCAGACGUGUCCCCCUGCUUAAGCCAGUACAUGUCCAGGCCCGUCUGAAGUUUGCUAUUUGGAUGAUCCAGAAGAGGAUUGGGAGAAUGUCAUAUGGUCAGAUGAAACCAAAAUAGAACUUUUUGGUAAAAACUCAACUCGUCGUGUUUGGAGGACAAAGAAUGCUGAGUUGCAUCCAAAGAACACCAUACCUACUGUGAAGCAUGGGGGUGGAAACAUCAUGCUUUGGGGCUGUUUUUCUGCAAAGGGACCAGGAGACUGAUCCGUCUAAAGGAAAGAAUGAAUGGGGCCAUGUAUCGUGAGAUUUUGAGUGAAAACCUCCUUCCAUCAGCAAGGGCAUUGAAGAUGAAACGUGGCUGGGUCUUUCAGCAUGACAAUGAUCCCAAACACACCGCCCGGGCAACGAAGGAGUGGCUUCGUAAGAAGCAUUUCAAGGUCCUGGAGUGGCCUAGCCAGUCUCCAGAUCUCAACCCCAUAGAAAAUCUUUGGAGGGAGUUGAAAGUCCGUGUUGCCCAGCGACAGCCCCAAAACAUCACUGCUCUAGAGGAGAUCUGCAUGGAGGAAUGGGCCAAAAUACCAGCAACAGUGUGUGAAAACCUUGUGAAGACUUACAGAAAACGUUUGACCUGUGCCAACAAAGGGUAUAUAACAAAGUAUUGAGAAACUUUUGUUAUUUUCCACCAUAAUUUGCAAAUAAAUUCAUUAAAAAUCCUACAAUGUGAUUUUCUGGAUUUUUUUUCCUCAUUUUGUCUGUCAUAGUUGACGUGUACCUAUAAUGAAAAUUACAGGCCUCUAUCAUCUUUUUAAGUGGGAGAACAUGCACAAUUGGUGGCUGACUAAAUACUUUUUUUCCCCACUGUACAUGCAUGCAGAAAUGUAUACUCAUACUUCAUAUAUUCUGCUUUUCUUCUGUUGUGAGCUGUUAUAACCUGCUUAUGUCUGUUGCGUAGGGUGUUCACUGUGAGAGUCCCUGUAAGAGUGGUACCUAUGGGAAGAACUGUUCUCUGGAGUGCUCCUGCUCCAACUCAGUGGACUGCUCUCCAAUUGAUGGGACCUGCUUCUGCAAAGAGGGUGAGUAACUGAUAGAGACAGUCUGACUGACAGAUAUUAGUCAUAAUAUCUCUACUCAGAUGGGACAAACAAACACACAGACAUACUCAACGGUGUGUAUGUCUGUGGCUACCUUAUUGUAUGAACAAGUCAGUUAGGGCUCGAUUCCAUCUAGCGGUGACUGCAUUCACGGUAAACGGUGCAUAUGUCGGCUCAAUAGGAAAUUACGUUUAAAUUUAGAUCGUGCAAUUUGUAACGCUUCAGCGACACAGAUGGAAUCGAGCCCUAAAUAUGCACCGUUUACCGUGAAUGCAGUCACCGCUAACGUGGGAACAUUCCCUUUAAAUUUCAAUGACGCUGUAACACUGAACUUCAGCGAUACAGAUUGAAUCAAGCCGUAGGUCUCAGAAGCAGACUUGUAUUUUGUUCCAAAAUGGCUGCUCCUCUUUACAAAAAGACCGUUAGACAAACAUACAGGCUGACAGACACAGACAUGUAUGAUUCCUCUACAAUAUGUCCGUAUCUGUUUCUCUCCAGGCUGGCGAGGGCGGUACUGCUCCAUACCCUGCUCUAAGGGCACCUGGGGCCCUGGCUGUAACGCCACGUGCCAGUGCGCCAAUGGGGCAUUGUGUAACCCAGCAGACGGAUCCUGCAGUUGUACUCCAGGCUGGCAGGGGCCCCUGUGCGACCAACCAUGCCCCGUAAGUGCCAGUGUAAUACUGUAGCUAUAACGUUUGUUAAAAGGUAACAUAAUCUAACAUAACAUAAGCCUAAUGUGAUUUUUUUCAAUGCAUAGAUUAGUAAUGUUACUCACACUAUAAUCACUGUCUUUAUCUCUUUACUGUAGCUCAUUCUGUGCAUCCAUAAGCCUAUAUUCUGGACUACCCCUUAUCUUCAGUCCUCCUUUUCCUCAAUGAGAUUAAUCUGCCAGCUAUGAUGCAUUUACAGUGUAUCUUGCCAAAGUACAGUUUGCUUGACUCUUGACUGUGCUGGCCAAAUGGUUCAGGAAUUCCCUUGACGAUGCUUUCGCUGUUGGCAUGUGUUUGCUGUACAGAUGGGCACGUUCGGGCCAGGCUGCCUGAAGAGGUGUGACUGCCUACACGCAGACGGCUGCCAGGGUGUCAGCGGGCAGUGCCAGUGUCUGCCAGGGUGGACUGGUAAGCACCGACGCCCCCGUUGAGUUUGUACCAGCUUGGAUGUGGACCUGGAAAUUAGUCAGUCCAAUGUGAUCUACAGGUUUUAAUCUCUCUCUCUCUCUCUCUCUCUUCUCUCUCUCUCUCUCUCUCUCUCUCUCUCUCUCUCUGUCUGUGUGUCCUCUCUCUCGCUCUCUCUGUCUGUCUCUCUCUGUGUGUGUCUCGCUCUCUGUCUGUCUGUCUUGUUUGUGCCUCUCUCUCCUAGGUGCCCGCUGUGCCCAGACAUGCCCAGAGGGUUCAUGGGGACGUCGCUGUAACCAGAGCUGCUUCUGUCAGAACAGCGCCACCUGUCUGCCACACAGCGGUGCCUGCGUCUGUCUCCCCGGUUACUGGGGACCCACCUGUCAACAUAGUGAGUACAGAAAAUGAUAUUGUUGCCUUUAUGAAUAAGUAGAAAAUGCUAAGUUGAAUGUUAAGUUGCUAAAUUGUUAUGCAUCAUCAUAAUCUCUCUCUUUCUCUCAGUGUGCAGUGCGGGUGUGUAUGGUGACCAGUGCAGUAUAACGUGCCCGUCCUGUGCCCACUCCUCCUCCUGCCACCAUAUCACAGGCCAGUGUGUGUGUACCCCAGGGUACACUGGAGCCCUUUGUGAACAAGGUCAGCACUAACCCAUAUCUCACCUAUAGUCAAACUAGCAAACAUAUAGAAGACCCGCAGCAUCUUGGCAUACUUUAGUGCUUUACAUGUUGAAUUUUUUAUGUGUGUAUUAUAUUUAACCUUGACAUGUGUUUUGGUGUAAUUCCUAGCCUGUCCCAGUGGGUCUCUAUGGUAAGCAGUGUACUGGAGUGUGUAGAUGUGCCCACAACUCAUCGUGCCACCAUCAGGACGGGUCCUGCCACUGCCCCCCAGGAUGGACAGGCCCUGACUGUACUUUACGUAAGUCUGGCUCAAUGGAUUUUGAAGUAAAAUAUACUGUAUCACAACAUAUGCCCAACUUGACCUUUGCUGAUUGAAAUCAAUGAACAAUUGUAUAAAGACUUCAAAUUCAUUAUGAGUCAUACUUUUAAUCUCCGCCUAUGUCUCUAGAAUGCCAUCCUGGGAUGUUUGGCCUUAACUGUGGCCCAAGUCUGCUCCUGCCCACCCAACUUCUACUGCGACCCACAGACAGGGGAGUGUGUGUGUGAGUCAGGACCAGGGAUCGACUGCAGAAAAGGUAUGGUAUGGUCUCCCCUUUACCCAAUGAACAGUUACUAACCAUACAUCUGUUUACAAGCUAGUAAUGACAUACUGUUGGCCAUAGCUACCAGACUAUAAUAGUUGUUUAUUGAGUUGUCUAUUGAAUCUACUACAAUCCAGUUAAAUAAGACGGUAAUGACACUUUGGUUAUUGUCUAUCUAAGGCCAAUCCAGCAUUAAGCAUUGUUAUGGUGAUGACUGGAUGGUCUGUGACGGUGAUGACCCAUGUUCUCUGUGCACCGCAGAACGCUUUGUGAGUAUGAUGGUGCCCGUGUCCCCGGGGGAGAGGGACUCGUGGGGGGCCAUCGCGGGCAUCGUGGUGCUGGUCAUCCUGGUGGUGCUGCUGCUGGCCCUGCUACUGCUGUACCGCCGCCGGCAGAAAGACAAGCAAGCCAACACACCAACAGUCUCCUUCUCCACCUCACGCACGGUCAACUCCGAAUACGCAAUACCAGGUACUGUAUUGAUACAGCAUUGAUUUAAACAGAUGAUAAAAAAACGAAUGUUUACGAAUAGUUUGACCACAUAAUGUAUCCAUACUGUAGUUUUAGGUUAGGAUUCAUACACAGUAAUGUAUUUUAUGUCCCUGCUUGCUCCUCAGAUGUUCCUCACAGCUACCACCACUACUACUCCAACCCCAGCUACCACACACUGACUGGGGGCAGACCCCCUCUACCACACGUCCCCAACAACCAGGACCGCGCCAUCAAGGCAAGUGUCAUAACCGUCAUCUCCGCCUCGAGUCAACUCUGUUAUAUACUUUAUACUGGAUACACUUGUUGUUUGAGAGGAGCUGUAUGAUUUCUGAUUGGUUAAUAUUGGUGUCUUUUAAACAGAACACCAAUAACCAGCUCUUCUGUAACGUGAAGAACAUGGAGAGGGAGAGAGGGCGAGGCCUGUUUGGGGUGGAGAGCAAUGCUACUUUGCCUGCAGACUGGAAACACCAUGAGGCUCGCAAAGAACCAGGUCUUUUUUACUGCCUGUUUCAAACUCUGCCCGUUCUUCGCCAACUUUCAUCCUCAGCCGUUUCAUCACCUGGUAUUGAUUUAACACCAAGACAGGCUAUUUGUCUUUUAUGAGUUUGCUAUAAAUAAAAUAGAUUAUGCCAAAUAUGUGUUUAAUGUUUACAGGAGCUUUCAGCAUUGACCGCAGUUAUAGCUACAGUGCCAGCCUUGGGAAAUAUUACAACAAAGGUAGUUUUCCAUGCUUCCUAUAUCCCUUUUCUCCUUCAUUUCCAGCAAUUCCAAGUUAACAUGAAAUAUGCUUGCUUUUCUCUAGAACUAUUCUAGGCAACAUUUCCAUCAAUCCAUUUUCACACCAGCCUUCCUUUCAGUUCAGACAUAAAUAAUGUCUGAACUGUCGACCCAUCACCAGAUUACAAGCUACAGUGGCUUGCGAAAGUAUUCACCCCCCUUGGCAUUUUUCCUAUUUUGUUGCCUUACAACCUGGAAUUAAAAUUGAUUUUUUUUCAUUUGAUUUACACAACAUGCCUACCACUUUGAAGAUGCUAAAUAUUUUUUCUUGUGAAACAAAACAAGAAAUAAGACCAAAAAAAUGGAAAACUUGAGAGUGCAUAACUAUUCAUCCCCCCCAAAGUCAAUACUUUGUAGAGCCACCUUUUGCAGCAAUUAAAGCUGCAUGUCUCUUGGAGUAUGUCUCUAUAAGCUUGGCACGUCUAGCCACUGGGAUUUUUGCCCAUUCUUCAAGGCAAAACUGCUCCAGGUCCUUCAAGUUGGAUGGGUUCCGCUGUUGUAUAGCAAUCUUUAAGUCAUACCACAGAUUCUCAAUUGGAUUGAGGUCUGGGCUUUGACUAGGCCAUUCUAAGACAUUUAAAUGUUUCCCCUUAAACCACUUGAGUGUUGCUUUAGCAGUAUGCUAAGGGUCAUUGUCCUGCUGGAAGGUGAACCUCCGUCCCAGUCUCAAAUCUCUGGAAGACAAACAGGUUUCCUUCAAGAAUUUCCCUGUAUUUAGCGUCAUCCUUCAAUUCUGACCAGUUUCCCAGUCCCUGCCGAUGAAAAACAUCCCCACAGCAUGAUGCUGCCACCACAAUUCUUCACUGUGGGGAUGGUGUUCUCGGGGUGUUGGGUUUGCGCCAGACAUAACGUUUUUCUUGAUGGCCAAAAAGCUCAAUUGUAGUCUCAUCUGACCAGAGUACCUUCUUCCAUAUGUUUGGGGAGUCUCCCACAUGCCUUUUGGUGAACACCAAACGUGUUUGCUUUUUUGCACGCACCACUUUUCCGUUAUUUAUUUUUUAGAAACAAGUUAUGUUUUUCUUUUCACUUCACCAAUUUGGCCUAUUUUGUGUAUGUCCAUUAAAUGAAAUCCAAAUAAAAAUCAAUUUUAAAUUACAGGUUGUAAUGCAACAAAAUAGGAAAAAUGCCAAGGGGGAUGAAUACUUUUACAAGGCACUGUACAUGUGACCUGGCUGACCCAGAGCUAGUCAGAUCCUCUGUUAACUUUUACACUCUACCCCUUGUUAGUGACAGAGCUGAAGGACACUGUAGUGGCAGCUAGCAGCAGUUCUCUGAACAGUGAGAACCCUUACGCCACCAUUAAAGACCUGCCCGGCCUGCCCUUCGGCCCUCCUGAGAGCAGCUACAUGGAGAUGAGGACGGCCAUGCCCCGUGAGAGGUCCUACACCGAGAUCAACCCUCCACCAUUCAGCACAGCCACACUACGCAGAGGUGGUUUACUGUACAGUUCAGCACCCUUCAAGAUCCUUCCAAUUUAUAUCAGUAGUAUAUACGGAAUAUCUGGCUAUUCUUGUAUGUAAAACAGAAAAACUAUGGAAAAUUCUCUCACUAUGUAAAACGUUUAGGUUUCACAUAGCAUACUCAGAGAAAAUGAAUAAAAUGUUGGACUUAGAAGAACCCUGUGCAAAUAGAAAAUUGUUUGUGGGAUGGAUUGACAAAUAAGAUGGAUGGGUUUCCGUAACACAUGGUUGAAUGGGCAGAACUGUUUUCAUGGAAAUGAGAGGUCAUGUGAGGGAUUAUUAAACCACAGGGGAGAUGUCCUAUGGAUGAUACUAUCCUUAAUUUAGCAUUCACAGUAUUUGAGUAAACAUAAGACAAUCAGAAAUAUAAACUCCAGUAAAUGUAUGACAAUUGCUUACAAUAUGUUUAUUUCACAUUUUUCAGAGCGCAGUUCCCUUGGGCAGGUCCCAGAGCAGGAGCCCCAGAAUCACUAUGACCUACCUGUGAACAGCCACAUCCCAGGACACUACGACCUGCCACCGGUCCGCCGCCCACCCUCUCCCACACGCAGGAGACUGCCCCAAUGA
Coregonus sp. 'balchen' is the source of this 15034-nucleotide messenger RNA. Lineage: Eukaryota; Metazoa; Chordata; Actinopteri; Salmoniformes; Salmonidae. The record is from the annotation of a GenBank genome assembly.